This is a messenger RNA of Silurus meridionalis, 7679 nucleotides long. It is a transcript of the gene trip11, whose product is annotated as thyroid hormone receptor interactor 11. The record is from RefSeq and is a predicted model, not a curated record. Lineage: Eukaryota; Metazoa; Chordata; Actinopteri; Siluriformes; Siluridae. Gene Ontology annotation, molecular function: small GTPase binding. Gene Ontology annotation, biological process: endoplasmic reticulum to Golgi vesicle-mediated transport; Golgi organization. Gene Ontology annotation, cellular component: Golgi apparatus.
GAUUCAUUAGGGGCACCACUAAAGGAACUGCUCACUUGUCUCACUUGAAUCUCUUUAAGUAUGCUUUAGCUGGAUACAAUCUAUGCAUACGUUUAAAUGAAAUUUCUUUAUUUGUUAUAUAUAUUUCAGCGGCAGUGUCCACGCUUUUUUUUCCAAUCAGUGAUCAACACAUUUCUCGCUUUAAGGCAUUACACGUGUCUAUAAAGAAAAACACUUCCUAAAUAUUAUAGCUAGUUGACGGAGAUAAACAGACUUUUUACUUCCGGCAACUGCUUUGACGUCACCAGCCUGCGCCGUCCUAUUGGUCCGUCAGGUUCCCAUGAUGCUCUACGCGUGUCCACGUCCCCUCUGACGAGUGUGUCCGGUGAUGGAUGAAGUCGAGGUGGCAGAAAUCAGCAACAGCGAACCAAAACAAAGCGGAUUUCUUAUUCUCUGGUAACAGGGACGGUGUGGUCACGCAGCCCGGGUCAUUUCUACACACUCCCUGCCUGCUUCUGGUUCUUAUUUCGGCGCUCUAAGCGGAUAGUUCUGGAUUAACGAGUCGGUUUGCAUGAACACCCAGUUUCCGGUCUGUUGCAGCGAUUUUCUAUCCUGCUGAUAAGAACGAUAACAGAGCUCGAAACACCAAACUCGCGAUCUGAUCGUGGCUUGGGUUCAUGGUGUCCAUGUGAACCUCCGUUCCUAGGCGGUGUAAGUGUGUGUCUAAGUGUGUGCCGCUGUCAUGGCGUCUUGGUUGGGGGGUUUGGGUUCAGGCCUGGGGCAGUCUCUCGGUCAGGUCGGAGGAAGUUUAUCCUCUUUCACUGGUCAAAUCUCCAGUUUCACCAAAGACAUCCUACUGGAAGGAGCAGAAGAAGUCGGAGAUGCUGCCACCGAGCUGCACGUGUCUAACUCGAAGCUGCAGGAGCUGGAUUCGGCUUUCGCUGCACAGAAAUCCGAGUAUGAACGCUUGAGGAGAAUAAACGGCGAGCUCGAGGAGAAGUUGGAGGCAGCGGAGAUCCAGAUCAAACAGCAGUCUCUGGAGUACAGGACUAUUCUUCAGCAGAAAGAGGUGGACAUCAGCCACCUAAAAGCCCGCCAAAACAGUCUACAAGAAGAAGUCCAGAAGCUCCGGCUCUCAGCCCACGAUGUCUCGUCUUCCACUUCCGACUCCGCCGUGCUUCCGGUUACGACCGUCGCCACCACAACAAGCUCCUCCUCCUCUUUCUUGUCCCGCCCCUCGGCUGGACAUCACGGAUUCCACAGCGACGAGGUGGACCUGAGCGAUGUCUUGUGGUCUCAGCAGGAAAUCAACCGGCUAUCCCAUGAGGUGCAGCGACUCGAGGCGGACGUUGCUCACUGGAGGAGAGUGGCCCAGGCAUCAAAAGUGUCAGGAGCAGAAAAAGGUGACCAUGGGGAAAUCCUGAAGCUGCAGAGAACUAUCAAAGAGCUGCGAGAGGAAAUGGGCCGUGAGGUCGACGAGCAUCAGCACGAGCUGGCAGCGCUGCAGGACGCUCAUCGGCAAAAAAUGGCAGACAUGGCAAAGCGGCACAGAGACGAGCUGGCAGAGUACGAAGAGAGGAUCGAGGAGCUGGAGGAACAGAUUCAGAGUGGUGAAGGAACCACUUCUAUGCUCCAAACUUCAGCAGCAGCACCUCCAGCGGAAUCCUCCAAACUCGAGGAGCUGCAGGCCACGAUUCUCCUUCGUGAGGAAGCGGAGCUUCAGAACGCAAAGUGCAGUGAGCUAGCGGCGACUCUCAAGGAGGCCCUGCGGCAGGGGGCGGAGCUUCAGCAAGAGAAAGAGGAGGCGAAGGCGGAAAACUCCGAACUUCUGCAGAACUACACUCGCCUCCAGAACUCUGUUAGUGAACUUCAGUCUCGGGUUCAGGAGCAGGAAAGCAAAGCGAUGGCCAAAGCACAGCACGAUGGCGAGAUACACACGCUGAGGAAAGCACUCGCAGAUGCUGAAAAAGAGGUUUCCAGGUUGAGAUCUCUCACGGAAUUAAAUCCGAGUGCGGAGGUUGAGCAUGCGGACAUUUUGGAGCUCAACACAGUCAUCAAUGCUCUCAGAGCAGAAAAAGAAGAAAUAGAGAAAGAGAAGUCAGCGAUGGUGGAGAAACUCCAGCAAGCUGAGAACCUGGUCACAUUGAGUGAAGCUGAAAGCUCAGAGGACCUUCAGCUCGAAGUUAUGGACUUAAAGAACCAGCUUGAGCAGAGAGAGGAAGCUUUAAAGCGAGCGCAUGUCAGCAUGGACACACUCACAGCAGAGCUGGAGGAACUCGACCGGCAGAACCAGGAGGCCACACAGCAUCUCAUUGCUAUGAAAGAUUUACUCGCUACACAGAAGUCUCAGGCUGAAGCUGAAGUUAGCCGUCUAAAAUCAGAGCGCCCUUUGCUCAGUCAAAAAGAGACGCUUCAUCAGGAGUCAGAGGCUCAGAAGGAGAAACUCAGCCAAAGUGCCUUUACCCUUAAUGACCUACACAUGGGCAAACAGCAGCUGGAGGCCACGAUGCGAGAGCUGAGGGACAAAUUGAAGAAGUCUCAGGAGCUUGGCAAAGAGGCACGCAUGGAGGCCUCCGACCUGAAGAAGCUGCUGCAGGAACGAGAGACUCAGCUGGAUGCUCUUCGUGAGGAGCUGAGUCGAGCAGGGGAGCGGGGGGAUGAAGUAAAAGGUCAAAUGAAAGUUCUGGUAGAGAAGGAGAAAGAACUCCAGGAUGUGAGAAGAGAGCUGGCUGAAUUGAAAGUCUUAAAUGAAAAAGUGUCAUCCGAGGAUUUCGAGUUGAAGAUCGAGAACAGGAAGUUGAAAGAAGAACGCAUUCAGGUUCUUGAGAAAGUAGAGAAUUUGGAUAGACAGAUACAGGAUGGCCAGGCUUCUCUCAGCAGAGUAGUUUUGGAGAAAGACACUCGCAUUGAGGCCUUGAAACUAGAGAAGAACCAGCUAGAAGAUGAGCUGAGUAAAGCAGAGAACCGCCUUUUGGAUCAGACCAAGCAGUACCAGCAAACCAUCGAGAAUCUGACUAGAGCACGAUCCUUGGAUGCCUCUGCAUUGCAGAUGGAACACGAACGUACCGUGAAGCUAAACCAGGAAAAGGACCUGACGAUCGCCUCGCUAAAGCGUGAGAUGGAGCAGAUGGUGGCCGACCACAAAGACACCAGUGAGAUGUUGGACAUCACCGUGGCUGGACAAAAGCAACUCACUGAGCUUUUACAGGAGAAGGAUGCUUUCGCUGCCUCAUUAAAGGCACAAACUGAUGAAGCGAUGAAGGAUUUGGAGGCCACAGUCUCACAGGCGAAGCAAGAAAGUGAUGCAUUAAGGAAAUUGGUGGAGGAGAAGGACAAGCAAAUAGGGGCCACGAAAGAAAAGUGCAGUCACCUUAGGGAGGAAAUUGACCGCCUGAAGGAUCAGCAAAGUAGACCUCAGCCAAUGUCUGAACCAAGGACGCUGGACGUAAUUACCGAGCUGGAAACUGAAGUUUCACAGCUGACUGCUAGAGACAGAUUUGAGGAAGAGGCAAGGACACUAAGGGCAACAUUAGAACAACUACGGGAAUCGCAUAUACAAUCGCAGCAUACUUUACAGGUGCACCAGAGCGAAUUAGAGCAGGCUCGGUCAAGACAUGAGCAAAGCACCCUCAACUACGACAAACUGAUCAGUGCCAAGGACGAGGAGAUUUCAAGGCUGCGGGAAGAGAUGGAGAAACUCAGCUCACAAAGUCAACACACAACUGUGGAAAUUCUUCAAGAGGACAAGACUUGUUCCCUCAGUGGUGAGAAUGGCAACGAGAAGCAUGACUUGUCAAAGGUGGAGUUUGAAAAACUCGUGAAGGGCAUCAAGGAGAAAGAGACUGAGAUUAUCCAGCUAAAUGAGAAGAACCUCUCUUUGACCAAACAGCUUGAUCAGCUUGUGGUGUCUCGCGAUGAACUUGGAAAACUUUCUCAAAUCGUGCUUCAGAAGGAACUCGAAAUCCAAGCGCUCCAUGCCCGGGUUUCAGGUGGGUAUAGCCAGGAUGUGGUGUUGCUUCAGCAGCAGAUGCAAGCGUAUGCAGUCGAACGAGAACAAGUGCUAGCUGUACUAAAUGAAAAGGCGCGAGAGAAUAGCCACCUGCGUUCGGAAUACCAUCGCAUCAUGGAAAUCAUUGCGGCCAAGGAAUCUGCUUUACUUAAGCUUCAACAAGAAAACCAGCGACUGUCCACCAUGAGUGACCCUUCAGGAAGUCAGGAGAUGUUCCGAGAGACCAUACAGAACUUGUCCCGAAUCAUUCGCGAGAAGGAUAUUGAAAUCGAUGCUCUGACUCAGAAAUGCCAGACGUUGGUCACUGUCCUUCAGUCUUCUGGAGCAGACUCUGGAAGCGGUGGUUCAGGCGGUGUGAGCAGCAAUCAAUUCGAAGAGCUUUUGCAUGAAAGAGACAACCUCAAGCAGCAGGUCAAGAAAAUGGAUGAGUGGAAGCAACAGGUGAUAACAACUGUGAAGAACAUGCAACACGAAUCCGCCCAGCUUCAGGACGAGCUUCUGAAACUGCAAGGCCAGGUGUCUGCUGACAGCGACUGCAGCUCCAAACUUUCGGUCGACUACUCCAGACUCAUACAGAGCUACGAGCAGAAGGAGAAAAGGCUGGGCAGUUUGAGUCAGGAACUCGCCCAUGUACAGCAGACCAUCAGCCAGCUUAGUACCACUAAAGAUGUCCUGCUUGGAAAGCUUGACAGUGUUUCUCAGGUUCCAGACUUUUCCGCACAGUCUGUGGAAACUGUAGAACAUCAGGUUGCCCAGGAGGCACCACCAAAACUACCAGUUUUUCAAGAUGAGAACUUGUGGCAAGAACUGGAAACGUUAAAAAGGGCGUUAAUUGAGAAGGAAAAUAUGUUGAAAACGCUUCAGGAGAAUAACCAUCGCUUGUCAAAUUCGGCAUCUUUGUCAGAAAGUGAGCAACGAGGCCAUGCUGAGGAGCUCAGGCAAGCACGGGAGAGAAUUGAGACCCUGCAGGGGUCUCUCAGGGAAAAAGAUCUGCUUAUCAAGACCAAAGGAGACCAACUGCACCAAGUAAGCGAAAUGUUGCGCAACCGUGAAAACGAUAAUGAGGUCCUAAAACAGGCUGUCAUGAACCUGAAGGAGCGAGCACUGAUCUUUGAGCUGGACGUCAAGAAGCUAAAGGAGGAGAACGAAGCCGUGACGGUGAAAUCACGAGAGAAAGAGACAGAGUUUCGAGCUUUACAGGAGACUAACAUGCAGGUGUCGCUGAUGCUGCGGGAGCGAGAGUUUGAGUGUAGCACCAUCACUGAGAAGGCUGCGGCCAUUGAGAAGCUGCUCAAAGAUAGAGAACAGGGAAAGACCGGAGAGCUGAACCAGCUGCUGAAUGAGGUCAAGUCCAUGCAGGAGAAAGCACUGGCUUUCCAGCAGGAGCGAGACCAAGUAAUGCUGGCUCUUAAACAGAAGCAGAUGGAGACUUCUGCCCUACAGAGUGAGCUACAGCACACUCAUGAUAAAGAGCAGAGGCAGAAGCUGGAGUUGGAGCGUCUCCGCAACCAUCUGCUGGAGAUCGAGGACUCGUACACGCGGGAGGCGCUCACGGCAGAGGACCGGGAAAGCGAGCUCAGACGCAGGGUGGCGAUGUUGGAUGAGAGACUGGCGUCGUCCUCCAGUGCCGUAGAGAGCGCCAGUCAACAGGCCAGUCUGCAGGUGGAGUCUCUUCAAGAGCAGUUGAACGUCAUGGCCAGGCAGAGGGACGAGGCUUUUCUUCAACUCCAUGCAGCUCAGGAACAAAUAAACCAAUAUGCAGUGUCCCUGUCAAACCUGCAGAUGGUGCUAGAACAGUUCCAGCAAGAGGAGAAAGCCAUGUAUUCGGCAGAACUAGAGAAACACAAGAAACAGAAGGAGGAGUGGAAGAGGAAAGCGGACAUGCUGGAGGAUAAAGUCUCUGCCAUGCAGCUGAAUCUGGACGAGGCGAACGGCGCAUUAGAGUCGGCUUCCCGUCUCACUGACCAGCUUGACCUGAAGGAGGAGCAGAUCGAGGAGCUGAAGAAACAGGUGGAAAUGAGACAGGAGAUGCUGGAUGAAGCCCAGCACAAACUGACCGAACUUCUCAACAGCACUGAAGGCAAAGUGGACAAAGUGCUAAUGAGGAAUCUGUUUCUCGGUUAUUUCCACACGCCGAGAAACAAACGCGCCGAGGUGCUGAGACUUAUGGGUAAUGUUGUUGGAUUGGAACGGGAUGAAGUCGACAAGAUGUUGGAGGAGGAGGGGAGGAAGGGAGUCACAGGUUGGGUGUCGGGGUGGUUAGGAGGCAGCAGAGCGGUACAGAGCGUUCCCAACACACCCCAAAGACCCACCAGCACCCAAAACCUCAACGGGUCUUUCUCCGAGAUGUUUGUGAAGUUCUUGGAAGUGGAGUCCACUCCAGCUUCCCCCGCUCCCAAACUGCCUGUUUACGAUAUUAAGCCUCUGAGUGCGCCCCCAUAUGGCCGGAAUGCUGCUGGGGCAACUGCAACAGGCUCCUCGGUCAGCGGGAAGCGCAGCACAGACUCAAACCCAUUCCUGGCCCCUCGCUCAGCUGCCGUCCCUCUGUUAACGUCGGGCAGCGGGGGGGCCGCGAGUGGGCACCUGCUCAUGAAGCCCAUCUCGGACGCCCUUCCUACGUUCUCGCCUGUUCCGGUGGCAGCCGACGCCAGCGCUGGGGCGGUCCUUAAAGACCUGCUCAAACAGUGAUUGCCCGACAAUGCUGUCAAUCAAAGCACUUUAGGAGACGCCUGGAGACGGAGCACUACAGCUGUUUCUCAUUGAUUCAUUUAAUAAUUAGGAAACACCAGAAAUACAGAUGCUAAAAAAAUUCCGGUCUGCAGUGCUGAAAUGAUUAUACAAGGUGCUUUCUGAACCAUUGGCAUUUUAUUGAAUCAUUCUGCAGCCUCUAAUCAGAAGUGUCCUUUGGGGAUUUGUUGUGAACAGCAGCAGUUCUGCGUUCACUUUUUAUUAUAGAGAAGAGUGUUUGUCUGAUGAGAGACAGCCAGUUGGCUCGCACAUGCCUGUCGGAUUUAUUAAGACCUUUUCGCCAUCUGUAAAAUCCAUACAAAUAGUGUUUUUCUUUUUUCCUUGAUUUUUUUUUUUUCCCCCCUUGAUUUUUUUUUUUUUUAUUAUUUAAUUUAUUUAAACCAAAUACAAUGCAAAUUUUUCCCCCGUCUCAGUUACAGCAACGACUACCGUCCGAUUACGGUCUGACAGUUAAAUACUCUUAUAAUACUCUAACAUUUGUGCUGUGUAUAUCUGCAAUAUUAUAAAUAUGUACUUAGAAAUGUAAAUCUGAAGCAUUGCUGGAAAAGUUCACAAAUCAAAGAGGCAAAAGAGUGUGUACAUAUCGGUUUCUUAUGGAAAAAAAUGUUCUUGUGUAAAUGUAGCUGUAUAUUAUUACUGGCUAGCAGGGAACGGUUGGGAAGGUGUGUAUUUUAAUUUAACACCAAAAAAUGCAAGAAAUAAACUUCCACUUGUUUUUGCCCCUAAAAAAACUUUUAUGGAACCUGCAGUUUAGCAGGUAUUUGCUGGAAUACUUGGGGUCUUGGGAUUAAUUUGUGAGAGUGUGAUUUAUUAAUUUAAGGGUUGUGCAGGUUUUUAGUUUGGCAUUUUUCUUUUCUUUUUUUUUUUUUUUUUUGAGGUUUCACAUGAAUCACACACAAUAUUUGUAAUUGAAUGCAGAAAUAAAGAUCUCUGCAUAUGCAAA